GCCAAACAUCGACGAAAAUGUCUGGAAGAGGAAAGGGAGGUAAAGGUUUGGGGAAAGGAGGCGCAAAACGUCACCGUAAAGUUCUCCGUGAUAACAUCCAGGGAAUCACGAAGCCUGCUAUCCGUCGUCUGGCUCGCCGUGGUGGAGUCAAGCGUAUCUCCGGUUUGAUCUACGAGGAGACUCGCGGUGUGCUCAAAGUGUUCCUUGAGAACGUCAUUCGUGAUGCCGUCACCUACACCGAGCACGCCAAGAGGAAGACUGUGACUGCCAUGGAUGUGGUGUACGCCCUCAAGAGACAAGGACGCACUCUCUACGCCCCGCCAUGUCUCUCAUUGUCUUCGUUGCAAGUCACAAUGGCUAGAACCAAGCAGACAGCCCGUAAGUCCACUGGCGGCAAAGCACCCAGGAAGCAGCUGGCCACUAAAGCUGCCCGUAAGAGCGCCCCUGCUACCGGCGGUGUGAAAAAGCCUCAUCGUUAUAGACCAGGUACCGUGGCUCUGAGAGAGAUCCGUCGCUACCAAAAGUCGACCGAGUUGCUCAUCCGCAAACUCCCCUUCCAGCGCCUCGUGAGAGAGAUUGCUCAAGACUUUAAGACAGACCUGCGCUUUCAGAGCUCGGCUGUCAUGGCUCUGCAAGAGGCCAGUGAGGCUUACCUGGUUGGCCUGUUUGAGGACACUAACCUCUGUGCCAUCCAUGCUAAGAGAGUUACCAUCAUGCCCAAAGAUAUUCAGCUGGCUCGCCGCAUCCGUGGAGAGAGGGCUUGAAUGUUCUCUUCCCAACC
Messenger RNA from Dunckerocampus dactyliophorus (ringed pipefish), 781 nucleotides. RefSeq names its product histone H3-like. The record is from RefSeq and is a predicted model, not a curated record. Gene Ontology annotation, cellular component: nucleosome. Lineage: Eukaryota; Metazoa; Chordata; Actinopteri; Syngnathiformes; Syngnathidae. The coding region runs from base 18 to 764 and encodes 248 amino acids. Gene Ontology annotation, molecular function: protein heterodimerization activity; DNA binding; structural constituent of chromatin. The transcript is spliced from 2 exons.